CAAGUGGAAAAUGUCACUGGGCACUUUAAAGAAGAGAGAGGGGCGAGAAUGAGGAGACGGAGGGAUGAGUGACAGAGACAGAGAGAGAGAGAGAGAGAGAUUGCACAAGAGAGUGAGAGAGUGAUGUGCGAGUAGAAAGACAGAGGGACAGAAAGAGACAGAAGGAAAGGAAAUCUUCUAAACUCGUCAGUCCAGCAGAGGAGACGACAAUGUGUUUCCUCCCAGGGACCCCCAGCUACACUUACUGACCAAGGCUCAUGAGUCAUAUUGUGGUCAUGGCCGUGGAGGUCCUGGUCUCCUUGUGCGUCCUGGUGGCUCUGUCUUCAGUGCAUGCAGCCCACUCUCACAAAGGCUCACAAGGACUCUCCUGUGUGAAUGACUUCAUCAACAAUGUCAGCUGCACAUGGAACAGCUCUCGGUUGGCUCCUGGUGUGGACUGCACCAUCUCUGGUGUGAUGACAACCUGGGUCUUUAAGGACCACAGGAAGCAUCGCAAGUUCAUUAAGCAAAGCUGCAAGCUGAAACAACACAGACACUCUCCUCCAGGCUGCAGUUUUGUCUUUGAAAAUGAAACAUUCAACCCUUUUAAAAACAUGCCCUACAUCAGCAUGGAGUGUAACGGCACAUCGGUGGAGAACAUCACAAACUAUUCACCAUACGAUCACAUCAAAAUGCAUCCCCCAGGCGCUCCCAAUGUCAGCUGCACUGCCAAUGAGACCACAAUAUCCUGGAGUCAAGGCAGCCGCCCCUCUGAUUUCUUCGAAUCCUUUUACUUCCAGGCUCAGAUCAAACAGAAAAAACAGGCAUGGAACGAGGUCAGCAAUCUGCCAACAGGAGAACAAGAGCUAAGUUUUGCUGCUUCGAAACUAAAAGGGCAUCUCCAGGUCAGGGUGAGAGUCAAACCUACUGUACAAACGCACAACAGCCACUGGAGCGACUGGAGUCCAACAACAUCCUGGGUGGGAGCGACGGACACAGAAACAUCACAGGAUCAAGAGUGGACUUCACUGGUAAUACGAGGAGUGAUGUUUAGCUUGUGUCUCAUGAUUUUAACGCUGGUCGUUUACUGGAGUUGUGUGAGCAGAGGGCUCCUUAAAGGAAAGCAAGUCCCAAACCCUUCGAAAUACUUCCACACUCUUCACUCUGUACACGAAGGAAAUCUGAAGAAAUGGCUAAAUCCUCUCUCAGCUUCUGAGUCAUUCUUCAUCACCCAGCCAAGCGACCGCAUCUCCCCGGUUGAGGUGUGUGAAAGCUGGGACGUUGUCCCCUCCACCUCCCCCUCCUCCAGCUCCACCAGCGCCCUGCUUCACUUCCGGAGCUACCCCUUGGCCGCCUCGGACACCAGCGGGGUCGUUGACAAUUCCUCCUCCUCCUCUUCAUCCUGCUUCUCCAACAUGGGCUACUUCAUGUCCAGCUCCUCCGGCAGCUCGGUCCGAACCGACCCCAACCCCGUCUACUUCACCUAUCAGGAUGAUUUCCGCCAUCAGCACAGCGACAGCCACAACCUUCACCUCUCCCUCUCCCUCUGCGCUUCCCUCGACGCCUCUCGGACCUAUGAGAGCUUGAAGAGGGAGCCGCAGAGCCCAGACUCUGGCUUUGGAAAGGAAGAUGAAGAAAGCAAGGAAAAUAAAAGGGUUGAGGAUGUAGAAGUGAAAAAGGUUUCAGAUCAUCACCAGAGCCCUCCUCUUCUCAUCCUCCCUCUUCAUCUUCCUCCCCGGAUGAGCCCCUGCCCGUCUGCUCCACCUCUUCCUGACGCUCCCUGUCUGUCUCCGACAUCCUCCGACAGCCAGCAGGUGGAUGUAGCUGUGGCAGCUGGCGGCAGCUACACGGCCUGGCCUACAGCUGGUGCCAUGUGCAGGUCUUCCUCCAUGCCUGUGGAACCCUGUAAAACAGGCUAUCUGACCCUUAAAGAACUACAGACAACAUUCAGCAAUAAAUCCAUCUAAAAACUUGUAAUGUUCUCAUAUUAAAUAUAAUGUGUUUAUAUCACAAUCAGCCUGACUGAACGUGACAGGAUGUACAUGUUCUUUAAAAAAAAAAAAUCUAAAAGAAUUCAUAGUUUUUAUGCUUUAAAACUUCAGUGUGUAGGAUUAUCAGGGAUCUAUUAACAGAAUUGGAAUAUAAUAUUCAUAAUUAUGUUUAUUGCUUAGAAUAAGCUCUUUAUAGCUACAUAGAUAGAUGGGUAGAUAGGUAGGUAGGUAGGUAGGUAGGUAGGUAGAUAGAUAGAUAGAUAGAUAGAUAGAUAGAUAGAUAGAUAGAUAGAUAGAUAGAUAGAUAGAUAGAUAGAUACUUUAUUUAUACCGAGGGAAAUUCAAGCAUCCAGUAGCAGCAUUCAAACAUACAUUGAACAUACACUAUACAUACAUUGAAAAUAAAAAUAAUCUUUACCAAUAAAUAAUUGACCUACGAUAAAUCUGAAUUUACAUUAAAAUAUUUGCUAAAGUAUUUAAACAUU
Centropristis striata (black sea bass) is the source of this 2455-nucleotide messenger RNA. It is a transcript of the gene il2rb, whose product is annotated as interleukin 2 receptor, beta. NCBI's taxonomy places the organism in Eukaryota, Metazoa, Chordata, Actinopteri, Perciformes, Serranidae. The record is from RefSeq and is a predicted model, not a curated record. The coding region runs from base 258 to 1946 and encodes 562 amino acids. The transcript has 10 exons. Gene Ontology annotation, cellular component: external side of plasma membrane. Gene Ontology annotation, molecular function: cytokine receptor activity; protein binding. Gene Ontology annotation, biological process: cytokine-mediated signaling pathway; immunoglobulin mediated immune response.